Messenger RNA from Momordica charantia (bitter melon), 662 nucleotides. The record is from RefSeq and is a predicted model, not a curated record. Lineage: Eukaryota; Viridiplantae; Streptophyta; Magnoliopsida; Cucurbitales; Cucurbitaceae.
AACGUUACUCCGAUUUCUUACACCAGAAUGAUCUACCUCCAGGGUUUUGCGGGGUAUUAUUUCUUGAAUGUGACUGGAAUUAGCGUCGGUGGGGUGAAAUUGGAUGUGCCGCGAUUCGGCUCUCAGCGGGACAUGAGUUUCAUCGAUUCCGGGACUGUGAUUACGCGGUUGCCGCCGAUGAUUUACAAGGCUUUGAAAGCGGAGUUCGAGAAGCAAUUGGCUGGGUUUCCCAGGGCGCCGAUGCUCGAGAUCUUGGACACCUGCUACAACUUCUCCGGGUUCAAGAACGUGACGAUUCCGACCAUCCAAUUUCAUUUCGAGGGGAAUGCGAAUCUGACGGUGGAGAAGGAAGGGGUUUUCUACUCCGUGAGAUCUGAUUCUUCGCAGAUGUGUUUGGCGAUGACGAGUCUGAAUGAUGAGGAGGAGAUUGGGAUACUUGGGAAUUAUCUGACCAUCAAUCAGAGGGUUGUUUAUGAUUUGAAGGGAUCGAGGAUGGGUUUUGCGAUUGAGCCUUGCAGUUUCUAGGCGGGAAAGUGAAGGAAAAUUUGGAACGGAUUUUCCCGGAAAUUUUUUUUACGGGAGUUCGGAGUUUCGGAAGCUGGGCUUUAAUUGUUAUAUUUCACUUUUAUUUGUAAGUUGUAAAUUUGAAUCUAAUUAUUAUA